This is a messenger RNA of Momordica charantia (bitter melon), 1351 nucleotides long. It is a transcript of the gene AAR3, whose product is annotated as defective in cullin neddylation protein (DUF298). Gene Ontology annotation, biological process: protein neddylation. The record is from RefSeq and is a predicted model, not a curated record. Gene Ontology annotation, cellular component: ubiquitin ligase complex. Gene Ontology annotation, molecular function: ubiquitin-like protein binding; cullin family protein binding; ubiquitin conjugating enzyme binding. Lineage: Eukaryota; Viridiplantae; Streptophyta; Magnoliopsida; Cucurbitales; Cucurbitaceae.
UCUGUGAUUCAUUUCUGUGACAGUGAAAAAGGUAAAGAGAAGAGAAGAGAAGAGAAGCAGAGCCAAAGGGGGCAAGAAACAGAAUCGAGAGAGCUUCCUUCUUCUGCUUCUGCCCCUCCACCAAACUUCCAUGGCUUCUGCCCCCGAUUUCUUGCAAAUGAAUCGCUUCGACAUCGUCCAGAUUUAUCGUCAAUACUGUGAUAUUCGAUCUCAAAAUGGCUUUUGUUGUGGGAAUGAAGACUCCAGACAUGUCGAAACACAAAUAGCUAAAAGUUCAAAGGAGGCACUUGCAGCGCUCUUAAAAUAUGUGCAAUCAUCACUGCAGAUGGGGAACUCAAUAGUUUAUGAACUAUCGAAGCUGAUGUCAUAUCUAAAUUUGAUGGUAGACUUCUCUGAAUUUUCACGCUUCUAUGAGUUUGUUUUCUUUGUGUGCCGUGAAAAUGGUCAAAAGAAUAUCACCGUUCAUAGGGCAGUUAAAGCAUGGAGAUUAGUUUUGGAUGGGAGAUUUCGGUUACUUAAUCAAUGGUGCAACUUUGUUGAGAACAAUCAGAGACACAAUAUUUCUGAGGAUACUUGGCAGCAAGUUUUGGCUUUCAGCCGGUGUGUACAUGAAAAUCUGGAAGGGUAUGAUCCUGAAGGUGCUUGGCCUGUCCUAAUUGAUGACUUCGUCGAGCACAUGUACAGGCGUUCUAAUACAAUCUCAAACCUACAAUGUAAUUGUGGAGACACAGAAUCGCAGUCAUUUGAAGAUUCUCUUCCUGGGUUAAAGUUUUUCCCUGGUUUGAAGAGGAAAUUACCUGAGGACAUGCAAAUGGAUGGGAUGGUUUCUCUGGGUGAUUCUAGAACUGGCUUCAUGGAGCUGAGUCCUGUUACGAGCAUCAAGAAAAGUAGAUCUAUGGCUGGCAAGCCUGUGAACUUGGAGAUAAACUUACCUGCAAGUACUGCAGAUGAGAGCAUGGAAAUGGUUCGACAUAAUGGUGCUGUGGCUUGUACCAAAUCUCCUUGUGCUGUUGAAGGUUGUCUGUCAAAGGGGUUCGCUGGGCUUUUUUCGACGCGUUCGUUCUUGCGAUUGGAUCAAGAAAGGAAAGCAUCAUUCACGUAAGCACGGGUUGUUUAGCUCGUAUGAUUUUUACAGGUUGUAAUGUGGUUAUAUCUUUCUUUCUUUCUUUUUCUUUUUUUUUUUUUGGUUGUGAUCUAGCAUUUUUAAUUGGAUGAGUUGAUGAUUUGGCACAAAACUAGAACAAAGGAUUGAAUGAUUCUAAUGAGAAAAGAAGUGAAUGAUUUGGCAUUACGUUGUAAUUGGUCUAUUGCAAUUCACAAAUUGAAUAAAGAUUCUAUUCUUUUCAGUCCA